Dendrobium catenatum is the source of this 1752-nucleotide messenger RNA. RefSeq names its product polyadenylate-binding protein 2-like. Bases 1 to 1737 code for a protein of 578 amino acids. Gene Ontology annotation, molecular function: RNA binding. NCBI's taxonomy places the organism in Eukaryota, Viridiplantae, Streptophyta, Magnoliopsida, Asparagales, Orchidaceae. The transcript has 8 exons. The record is from RefSeq and is a predicted model, not a curated record. Gene Ontology annotation, cellular component: ribonucleoprotein complex.
AUGGCGCAAAUCCAGGUACAGCACCAAGGGUCUGUCUCAGGUCCUAGCGCGCCGGCGCCGAACGGAAGCGGUGGGGCUUCGCAGUUCCCGUCGACGUCGCUUUAUGUGGGGGACCUAGAGGUGAACGUCACGGAUUCGCAGCUGUUCGAGUUGUUCAGCCAGGUGGGUACCGUUGUCUCGGUCCGCGUCUGUAGGGACGUCAACACCGGCCGAUCCCUUGGCUACGCCUAUGUCAACUACAGCAACCCAGUCGAUGCGGCAAGGGCAUUGGAGAUGCUAAAUUAUGCCCCCCUCAACAAUAAGCCUAUUCGCGCGAUGCAUUCAAAUCGUGACCCUAGUGCUCGCAAAAGUGGGGAAGCUAACAUAUUUAUUAAGAAUCUAGAUAAGGCAAUAGACAACAAAGCUCUUUAUGAAACAUUUUCUACGUUUGGUACCAUUCUUUCAUGCAAAGUUGCCACAGAUGCUUCUGGUCAGUCUAAAGGAUAUGGUUUUGUUCAGUUUGAUCGAGAGGAAGCAGCGCAAAAUGCAAUAGAGAAGCUGAAUGGCAUGCUUCUGAAUGAUAAACAAGUUUAUGUAGGACCUUUCCUCAGGAAGCAGGAAAGGGAUAAUUUCGCAAACAAGGCGAAGUUUAAUAAUGUAUUUGUCAAAAACCUCUCUGAAUCGGUGACAGAAGAAGACUUAAUGAAAUUUUUUGGUGAAUAUGGGAAAACUACAAGCGUUGUGGUUAUGAAAGAGCCAGAUGGGAAAUCCAAGUGCUUUGGGUUUGUCAAUUUUGAGAAUCCAGAUGAUGCUGCUUUGGCUGUUCAGGAAUUAAAUGGGAAGAAAUUUGAUGAUAAGGAGUGGUAUGUUGGCAGAGCACAGAAGAAAUCUGAAAGAGAACAAGAAUUAAAAGGGAGAUUCGAGCAGAAUAUGAAGGAGACUGCAGACAAAUAUCAAGGGGUAAACUUGUAUUUGAAAAAUUUAGAUGAUAGCAUUGGGGAUGAGAAGUUAACAGAGCUUUUUUCAGAGUUUGGUUCUAUUACUUCUUGCAAGGUCAUGCGAGAUCCUAGUGGUAUAAGCAGGGGGUCAGGAUUUGUUGCUUUUUCGUCACCUAAAGAAGCAUCACGUGCGCUUGCAGAGAUGAAUGGGAAAAUGGUUGGCAUCAAACCUCUUUAUGUUGCACUUGCACAGCGUAAGGAAGAUAGGCGGGCUAGGUUGCAGGCACAAUUUUCACAAAUGCGGCCAGUGCCAAUGCCUCCUAAUGUUGGUCCUCGUGUUCCCAUGUAUCCUCCUGGUGCUCCUGGUAUUGGACAACAACCAUUUUAUGGUCAAGCUCCACCUACGCUUAUUCCACCGCAGCCUGGUUUUGGCUAUCAGCAGCAGCUUGUUCCUGGGAUGAGGCCUGGUGGAGCUCUGAUGCCAAAUUUUUUUGUGCCCAUGGUUCAACAAGGCCAGCAGGUCCAACGCCCUGGGGGUAGACGCGGUGGAGCAGGAUCUAUUCAACAAUCACAGCAACCAAUGCCUCUUCUUCAGCAACAGAUGCUUCCAUUGGGAGGACGCUUAUACAGAUAUCCUCCUAGUCGAAAUAUGCCCGAAGUUCCAAUGCCAGGUGUUGGAGGAAUGCUUUCUGUUCCUUAUGAUAUGGGAGGAAUGCAUGUGCGUGAGACCUCUAUGUCACAGCCUAUUCCCAUUGGAGCAUUGGCUUCUGCACUUGCAAAUGCAUCACCUGAGCAGCAGAGGCUGGUAUGUAUCAGUUAAAAGAUGAUAAGCCAU